GAGAAUGCUCUCUUCGUGUAUAGUACCAAUCAGCGCGGCGGGAUACCAGUUUAGCCCCCCCCCCCCCCUUUUUAUCUGAAAAAAAAAAAACACCCACAGACAAUCAAAUACCACAUAUAGCUAUAUGACAUAUUUGUGAUUCAUUAUCCGGUCUGGGUCUAUGGAUUUUUUUUUACUCGUUAUUCGAAUUGGAAAUGUCUACUAUAUUAAACUGGUUCUCCACUGGUUAGAAGCGAGGACAUAAGAGUACCAGUUUAGUCCAUUCUGAAAAAAUCCGGCCGAAUCAAGUAUGCUAAUAUUUUGUUUCCGGUUUGACGAUCUAGCGUGUUGACAACAACCAACACUCAUUACUGACUCAACAGGCGCAGCUAUGCAGUAUGAGACUAUGCAGGAUGCAGGUCCAAAAGUUCCUACCGAUGAAUAGUUUCCGUGUAAAAUUCAUCUUCACAAUAAUGUCAGGACGACUGAAAUGAGGCUGAUCAUAAGAUCAUUGCAGAAUAUUUAAUGCAAAGCAAUUAUGAGAAAUUGUGUCGACGAAAGAGUUGCAUUUGAAUGUAGAACUUGUAAUAAGAGGAAGAAAACAAUGAAAAGGUGUACAAGAUGUCGACUAGUCUAUUACUGUUUUCAAUUUUGCAGCUCACGAGAAUGCCAGACCACAGACUGGCCAAUUCACAAAACUGUGUGUUCCCUCACAACAAAAAAUUCAACAAGAGAAAAGAUGGGCACAGAAAAUCCAGUGAGUGUGAAAUUCACAACAAACGAUGGUUCUAUAUAUGAACAAAAUGCAACAGCAAAAACAGUUGAAGACAGUGCCUCUAAAUAUUCACCUGUGAUAGACUUUAAGCGGUAUGAUGCUAGAGGGAAACCAACCAUCUCCGACAAAGACCGUGAAAACCACACAAUCGACAAAGACGAUGAAAACCACACAAUCAAGAGAACAUUUUACAUUGAAAAUGACCAAGUAUGCCACAAUGUGCCAGUAUUUGACAAAAGCAAAGAACACACAGAUAUAGUGGUAAAGGCCAACAGACAGAAACAGACCAUCAGCAUUCAGGAGAAUUGGGAUGGAUGCAUGAUUUAUCGCUUCCUUUCACACCGGUUACAGAUUCCUUUGGAUAGGUUAAAGGUUAUCCACAAAGGAAAGAUUGUAAAUGCAGACAGUAUGAGAGAGUGUAUACAGAGGAAGGCAGUUUUCCAGGUGUUUGGUGAAAAGGCUGAAGAUGCCAGUGGGGUUGAUAACAGGGACAUUGAUUUAAUGAUGAGGCAACUGAAUAUCAGUAGAAACGACGCCAUCGUGGCCCUGAAAAAGCAUGGGGAUGUUGUUGAUGCCAUGCUGGAUAUUGGUCAAAAGUGAUUAUCUUCAUUGUUAUGAUUCAAAGUGACACAUUCCUGUUGGUUUUAGUGAAGUCUAAAUUUUUUUUGCAAUGUUUGAUGCUUGUGUAUAGUGAUGAAGGAUUUUGUAACAGAAAUGUGUGCAUUUAGUUUUUCAUGUCAUAUGUCUGAUUGUCAGACAGUAGAAGUCAUUGCAUUUAUAUUAUUAUAUCGCGCUAUAUAUGGAGGACUUCAUUGGACUGAAUAAAAUUUUACCAGUCAUUUC
This is a messenger RNA of Ostrea edulis (European flat oyster), 1597 nucleotides long. RefSeq lists its product as uncharacterized. The transcript is spliced from 3 exons. The record is from RefSeq and is a predicted model, not a curated record. Lineage: Eukaryota; Metazoa; Mollusca; Bivalvia; Ostreida; Ostreidae. Bases 518 to 1354 code for a protein of 278 amino acids.